AUGGCGUUCUACUGUCGACAAAGCACCCACGGGACGGCACUGACCGCGACAGUGUUGGUCCUUCUGGUGGCGUACGCGAUCCUUCCCACCGUUCGGUGUCGAUCGGUCAACGUAAACUCCCCGAAUCACCCGCACAGCCGGCACCACCGGUCAAACAUCUCCAUCGAGAGCAACUCUAUCCAGCGGUUGGACGCAUAUGGCAAUCACCGGCAGCCGGGACAUCACGGGAAUGGUGGUUACAACGCGAUGGCCACCCAACCACCGCUCUUGAAGCGCGUGUUCCUCUCCAACCGAACCGUCACCUGUAACGAUGGCUCGCAGGCCGGCUUUUACCUGCGGAAAUCGCCCGGUUCCCGCCGAUGGGUGGUGUUCUUCGAGGGUGGCUGGCAUUGCUACGAUCACAAGUCGUGCCGAACGCGGUGGCUUAAGCAGCGCCAUCUCAUGACCUCGGUGCAGUGGCCAGAAACGCGUGAUGUUGGUGGUUUACUGUCCGCAUUGCCAUCCGAAAAUCCGUACUGGUAUAACGCAAAUCACGUGUUCGUGCCGUACUGCAGCAGUGACUCGUGGAGUGGUACUAAAAUCCGGCCCGAUACGCGAGACGGAUUGCGGUUCAUGGGAUCGCUCAUCGUGCGCCAGGUGAUGUCGGAUCUGGUGCCGCUGGGGUUAGGGCAUUCUCAGGGCGCAGACCUUUUGAUGGCCGGCUCGUCGGCUGGUGGUUUAGGCGUGAUGCUGAACCUGGACAAAGUGCGCACGUUUCUGCAGAAUGAGCGAGGUCUGAAAGUAAGCGUACGAGGUGUAAGCGAUUCCGGAUGGUUCCUCGAUCGGGAACCGUACACACCCGGUGCGGUCGCAGCUUCCGAAGCCGUCCGGCAGGGCUGGAAAAUGUGGGAUGGCGCCCUACCGCAGGCUUGUGUGGCUGAACACCCUCAGGAACCGUGGCGAUGCUAUUUCGGGUAUCGGCUUUACAACACGUUGAAAUCUCCGCUGUUCGUGUUCCAAUGGCUGUUCGAUGAGGCGCAGAUGCGAGCGGACAGUGUUGGAGCACCAGUAACACCCCAACAGUGGGAUUACAUCCACGAUAUGGGUGGUGCGCUGCGAGAAUCACUCAACAACGUGUCGGCGGUAUUCGCGCCCUCGUGCAUUGGGCACUCGGUGCUGACCAAACGCGACUGGAUGAAGAUUCGCAUCGAUGAUAUCUCGCUCGCGGACGCACUCCGGUGCUGGGAGCAGGCAAACGUCGAUGAACGUCAGUCUCAGUGGCGCUCGAUCAAUCGGAGCCCGCAAAAGCUGCACCGCAAGCACAAUGGCGCCCGUCGGAAGAACAAACAGCUUCAGCAACAGCAACAACAACAGCUUCAGCAACAACAGCUGUCGUCGCCCUCGGAACGGCCGCCCCGUCCGAAGCUUACCAAAGAAGAACGAGAGCGACGGCGGCAGGAACGGCGCAAGUUGCAGAACCAACGUCAGAAGCAGAACGGCAAUGGCAAGUCGAACGGUGCCGGUCCGGCCGUGGUCACAAUCGCCGGCUCGACGACCGACACAACGAAAGUUCCUAACCUAGAACGAUCGCCAAAAAAUAGUACUACCAUCACGCUUAAUCAUCCCAACGGCAAUCACCCCGGCAACCCCGGUCACCUCAAUCAACCGAAGCGCAACAACAACCAUCGCCACCAUCCGGCCCAACAGCAGCUGCAGCACCAGCCGCAACAGCAGUUGGAACUGGAAACUCUGAACUCGCCACAGCCAGCGCAAUCGAACGACCAGACGCCUCACAAACUGCGCAACCAGAACAAAAAGCGGCUGAAUGGCCACCGGAAUCGCAACCGGAAGGCACGGAACGGUGGUGGCGGCGGCGGCGGAGGCGGUCGGAAUCGAGCACCGCAGGCGGUGAACAUUGCCGAACCAAAGAAGUGCUCGCUGCGGUUGCUGGAGCGAUGUAGCUGGCCGCAGUGUAAUCACUCCUGCCCGACGCUUACGAACCCGCUGACGGGCGAGGAGAUGAAGUUCCUCGAGCUGCUGGCCUCGUUCGGGCUCGACAUGGACGCGGUGGCGACGGCUCUCGGGGUCGACAUGCAGACGCUCAACAACAUGGACCAGGCCGAGCUGGUUAAUUUGCUCACGCAGCAGGUGACGUAG
This is a messenger RNA of Anopheles nili, 2136 nucleotides long. It is a transcript of the gene Notum, whose product is annotated as palmitoleoyl-protein carboxylesterase NOTUM. Gene Ontology annotation, molecular function: hydrolase activity. The transcript is spliced from 7 exons. Bases 1 to 2136 code for a protein of 711 amino acids. The record is from RefSeq and is a predicted model, not a curated record. NCBI's taxonomy places the organism in Eukaryota, Metazoa, Arthropoda, Insecta, Diptera, Culicidae.